CAGGAAACGUGAGGGAUGAAAGCUGCUUCCGGCGGAACUCGGAAGCCCGUCUGUUUUGCUUCCUGGAGUUUUCGGUGCUGCGUGGUGUGCAACUCGCGUCUGGCGUGUCCCAGCGGGAUGGUGUUGACCCGACUGCGAGCGGGGCCUGGGCGGAGCGUGGCGAAGCGCGUGUGCGGGGUCGUGCUGGACCAUUUCGACGCGCAGUACUUCCGGGAGCUCGGGGCCGCCUGGGCGGCCGCCAGGGAUGUACUGACAUCUCCAUCGUGCUGGCAAUAUGCUGUUCUUCUUAACCGAUUCAAUUAUCCUUUUGACCUGGAAGAGGACUUACAUUUGAAGGGCUAUCGCACCAUCCUCCAAAGAUCUUUACCCCACUGUCCUGAAUCAUUGAAGUGUUACCUCAGCAGCACUCCGGGCAGGAUGCCUUCAGAAAGACACCAAGUUGGAAACCUAAAGAAAUACUACCUCCUGAAUGCUGCGUCUCUUCUCCCAGUACUGGCUCUGGAACCAAAGGAUGGAGAGAAGGUUCUGGAUCUGUGUGCUGCUCCCGGAGGCAAGUCGAUUGCCCUGCUGCAGUGUGCGUACCCAGGUUAUCUUCAUUGCAAUGAAUGCGAUGGGCUGAGAUUGAGGUGGCUGAGGCAGACGUUAGAAUCUUUCAUCCCGCAGCCUCUGGUGAAUGUAAUUAAAGUGUCUGAGUUGGAUGGCAGAGAAGUGGGAGACGCCCAGCCUGAAACUUUUGACAAGGUGUUAGUGGAUGCUCCAUGUUCAAAUGAUCGAAGUUGGUUGUUCUCUUCUGAAUCUCAGAAGGCAGCCUGCAGGAUAAGCCAAAGGAGGAAUCUGCCUGUUCUACAGAUAGAACUCUUGAGGUCUGCAAUUAAAGCCUUACGUCCCGGAGGCUUCCUUGUGUAUUCUACAUGCACACUUUCCAAGGCAGAAAAUCAAGAUGUGAUCAGUGAAGUUUUAAACACUCACAGUAACGUCGUGCCUGUGGACAUUGAGGACAUGGCAAGGACUUGCUCCCAAGACUUCACAUUUGCUCCCACUGGCCAGGAAUGUGGGCUCUUGGUGAUUCCAGAUAAGGGCAAAGCCUGGGGCCCAAUGUAUGUAGCCAAAUUGAAAAAAUUGUGUACUACGUGAAAUAGUGGCAUGCAUUUUGUGAACCAUGUCAAUGUAGUAUUAUAUUUAUUUUUCUGAGCUCUCUGCAUGUUAACAUUUAAGUAUUUAUGGAGUCACUGUCCCUGGGUCUGUUUGGAAUCCUGUUUAGUUGACACCUUAGCAUCUUAGAAUCUAGGCUUGGGAAUUUUCCAGGUGUAUUUUUUUUCCUGCAAAUAUAUCUCUAGCAAUGAUUUAGGUGGUACAGAUGGUGCUUGUUCUGUAUAAUAAAUCUGCUGUCUUUUACUUGGCAUUUUGUAGUUAAAUUAAUCAGAAUACAUAGUUUUAUGUGUAAAAUAUUUAGAAAUACCUUCUAUCCAUGAUGUUUGAACCUUUAAAAAUGCACAUUGCAGGCCUCUUCUUGUCAAAUAUACAGAUUCUUUUAGAGUUUUUCCCCCUUUUCUGUAAGAACUGAUUGGUAUUCUGAAACUAACUUCUUAAGUAGCACUAUUUCUAGUUCUGCCAAAAUAAGUGUUUAUUUGCCAAGUUGUUUUCUGUUAGGGACUGUCUUCUGUUUACUGCAAAGGUCGGUGACUCUGUUGACACAGCUUUGUUUCUCCACUUUUCUUGUAUUCACAGAUACAGAUUGAAAGCGUAUGUUAUGUUGAGGCCGUUAGAACAGCAGAUUCCCCUGCAAGUGUCUGACUUUGACAUUCAGCUUGUAGCAGAAUGGAGUCCAUCCAGCAGGCUAUAAAGCAAGCACUUGAAACAAAACCAGAAUGAUUAAUAACUGCAAUAACUGAGCCGUAUUUGGAGAGUUUUGUUACAUAAUUGCAGUCAUAAUGAGCACUGCAGACUCUGAUUAUCCUAGGGUUGCAAUCUGGAGGGCUUCUAUUUCACUCCAUCGUGAGAUGAUGUGCGUGUUGGAUGUCACAUAUUAAUGCACGAGAGGGAGAUGCCUGAUGAGACUGGAUUAUGCUGUUACCAGAGCUCAAUACGUUUACUGAGUGGCUCUCUGUUUGCAUUAUCCUGGGAGCAUUGUGUACAUUUCUGUGUACGUAACAGUUUUAGCUUCAGGUUUGGAUCAUGUGUUUUCUCUAGAAAUUGCUUCACUUGGAGUCCAAACAUAUUUUUCCAACUAUUAAGAAAAAUUCUGCAGCAUACUUGAAAAGAUUAUGUUAUUGGAAAUUAGCUUUUUUAGCAACAAUUAACUCUGACCAUAGAAAUACAGAAUUCUGCUGAAGCUGAAUCCUUUUGAAUUGUUUAUUACAUUCUAUGCAUUUAAACUCGAGGCUAUUUGCUUAUGAACUGUUUUUUGUUUUGCAAGCAUGUAUGACUGGGUUCCGAUAACUCGGAAGUCCUAGGAAGAAUGUUUUUUCUGUACCUUCAUUCUAGUAACUAUUUUUUUUUUCCUUUAUAUCUAACCAAUAAGUGUCAAGAAAACCUGGAUCUCUCGGACUCAAUGACGUGUACUGGGUUAAUACAGAAGAUUGACGAUAAGGGAAAAGAUUUUUUAAAAUUAUUUUUUAGUUUGUGCUUAUUAUUUUGUAAUUUCAGUUUGAAAUCCUGUCUUCAGAUGCUGUAGGUUUAAAAAGUGCAUUUAGUCUGUGUGGGUUAGUCACAAAGUAGAUUUUCACAGUGCACUUUGUGAAUGUUGUUCUUUUCCCAGCAUAGUGCCACGAAGCCUGACCUGAAUCCUCGGUGCCCCUGGAAAUGACCCUCCUGUGAUUGCUGAACAAUGCAAAUAUAGAUACACAGAGAGCUCAGUUUAUUAUUAACAGUAAUUAGAAUGAAAUAGCUGACAUUUAUUAAGCAUUAAAUAUUUUAUUAAGUUCUUUAUA
Messenger RNA from Diceros bicornis minor, 2930 nucleotides. It is a transcript of the gene NSUN3, whose product is annotated as NOP2/Sun RNA methyltransferase 3. The coding region runs from base 16 to 1134 and encodes 372 amino acids. The record is from RefSeq and is a predicted model, not a curated record. Gene Ontology annotation, molecular function: methyltransferase activity. Gene Ontology annotation, biological process: rRNA methylation. Gene Ontology annotation, cellular component: mitochondrial large ribosomal subunit. The transcript is spliced from 6 exons. Lineage: Eukaryota; Metazoa; Chordata; Mammalia; Perissodactyla; Rhinocerotidae.